UGCACUCUGAGACUAUCAGUUCGGGCGCGUCCCAGAAGCGUGGGCGAAUGGCUUGGUUUUGGAGGGUUCGAUGACGUAUGAAGUGGUUAGGAUUGUUUGAACUAAGUAAUGAAGCUCAAGAAAAAAAAUACCCCUCACCCAAACAGGCUUCCACAUUAAAAAUUGUUGUAGGCUCCCAUAUAUGGCUAGAGGAUAAAGAUUUAGCUUGGAUUGAUGGCAAAGUCUUCCGAAUUGAAGGUCGAAAUGCCCAUGUACGCACUACCAAUGGAAAGACGGUUACUGCGAGCAUAUCAGACAUUCAUCCAAAGGACACAGAAGUGCUAUCUGAUGGAAUUGAUGACAUGACACGACUAUCAUACUUACAUGAACCUGGUGUUUUAGACAAUCUUGCUGUGCGAUAUGCCAAAAAAAUAAUUUAUACCUAUACUGGCAAUAUUUUGAUCGCAAUAAAUCCAUUCCAAAGGCUUCCUCAUCUCUCUGAACCGCGUACUAUGGAGAAGUACAAAGGUGCAAAUUUUGGUGAACUUGAUCCUCAUGUAUUUGCAAUUGCAGACGUUUCUUACAGGCAAAUGAUUAAUGAGGGAAAGAGCAACUCCAUUUUGGUGAGCGGUGAAAGUGGUGCUGGUAAAACUGAAACCACAAAGGAACUUAUGAGAUAUCUUGCAUUUUUGGGUGGACGGUCUAGAACAGGAGCGAGGACAGUCGAACAACAAGUUUUAGAAUCUAAUCCAGUCCUUGAAGCUUUUGGCAAUGCAAAAACUGUUCGAAACAACAAUUCAAGUCGAUUUGGAAAAUUUGUUGAAAUCCAAUUUGACAAGUGCGGGAAAAUAUCUGGUGCUGCCAUCAGAACAUAUUUGCUUGAGAGAUCUCGUGUUUGCCAAAUCAACAGUCCAGAGAGAAACUACCAUUGCUUUUACUUCCUAUGUUCAGCACCAUCAGAGGACAUUAAGAGGUAUAAGCUGGGUGACCCUUCAUCGUUUCACUAUCUCAACCAGUCUGCUUGCAUUAAAGUUGAUGGAAUUAGUGAUGCGGAGGAGUAUCUUGCAACAAGAAGUGCAAUGAAUACAGUUGGCAUAACUGAGCAGGAACAGGAGGCUACAUUUCGGGUUGUUGCUGCUGUGCUUCACCUUGGGAACAUCAAUUUUGUUAAAGGGAGAGAUGCAGAUUCGUCUGCAUUAAAGGAUGAGAAAGCUAGGUUCCACCUGAAUGCAGCAGCAGAGCUCUUGAUGUGUGAUCGUGAGGAGCUGGAGAAUGUGCUCAUAAAGAGGAAAAUAAAUACACCAGAAGGAGUGAUUACGACAACAGUUGACCAUAAUUCUGCUACUGUUAGCCGGGAUGGCCUAGCAAAGCAAAUAUAUUGUCGACUAUUUGACUGGCUUGUAAAUCGGCUAAAUGCAUCAAUAGGACAAGAUGCAAACUCAGAAUGUUUGAUUGGGGUGCUUGAUAUAUAUGGCUUUGAAAGUUUUAAGACUAAUAGCUUCGAACAAUUGUGCAUCAAUUACACCAAUGAAAAACUCCAACAGCAUUUUAAUCAGAAUGUCUUCAAAAUGGAGCAGGAAGAGUAUAAUCGAGAGCAGAUCGACUGGAGUUACAUAGAAUUUGUUGACAACCAAGAUGUCCUGGACUUGAUUGAGAGAAAACCUGGUGGGAUUAUUGCACUUCUUGAUGAAGCUUGUAUGUUUCCAAAAUGCACACACGAAUCAUUUUCUCAGAAGCUGUAUGAGAAGUUCAAGAACAACAAAAGGUUUAGCAAGCCGAAGCUUUCUCGUACUGCAUUUACAAUCCAACAUUAUGCAGGAGAUGUAACGUAUCAGUCCGAUCAUUUCCUGGACAAAAACAGAGAUUAUGUAGUUGUAGAACAUGAAGAAUUACUUAAUGCUUCCAAGUGCUCCUUUGUGUCAGGGUUAUUCCCAUCAGUGCUAGAGGAGAACACAAAGUCGUCAAAGUCAUCAAUCGCUAAUCGCUUCAAGGGGCAACUCCAUGAAUUAAUGGAGACUUUGAGUUCUACAGAACCUCAUUAUAUUCGGUGUAUUAAGCCCAAUAAUCUUCUUAAGCCUGCUACUUUUGAGAACAUCAAUGUUCUGCAGCAACUACGAUGUUCAGGUGUUCUUGAAGCUAUUAGAAUCAGCUGUGCUGGAUACCCUACACGGAAACUAUUUCGUGAUUUCCUGCACAGGUUUUGCAUCCUUGCUCCUGAACAUUCCAAAGAAAGAAAUGAUGAAAAAGUAAUCUGCCAAAAGAUUUUGGACAAAGUGGGACUCCAGGGCUAUCAGAUUGGAAGAACUAAGGUGUUCCUGAGAGCUGGUCAGAUGGCUGAAUUGGAUGCUAGAAGAACUGAAGUGCGGAACAAAGCAGCUAGAACUGUUCAGAGUAGAUUUCACACUCAUGCUGCACGCAAGCGAUUCCUUACACUACGCAAUACGUCUGUAUCUUUGCAAUCUAGUGUUAGAGCAAUAUUGGCUCUUAAGCUACGUGUAUUCCUGAAAAAACAAGCUGCAGCUUUGAUAAUACAGAAAAGUCUCCGCUGCUACUUCGCUUCAAAGUCUUAUUCUGAGCUGCGCUGUUCAGCCAUUACACUGCAGACAGGAUUGAGGGCUUUUGGUGCUUACAAUGAUUAUGUUCUCAGAAAACAAAAGAAAGCUUCUAUCCAUAUCCAGGCUCAAUGGCGUUGCCACAAAGAUAAUUCACAUUAUAUUAAACUGAAGAGAUCGGUGUUGAUUUAUCAAUGUGCAUGGCGAAGACGUAUCGCUAGACGAGAACUCAGAAAGCUCAAAAUGGCUGCAAGAGACACAGAAGCUCUGAAGGUGGAGAAGGAGAAACUAGAGGAACAUGUAGAAGAGCUAACAAGCCGUUUAGGUUUGGAAAAAAAACUGAGGACUGAUUUAGAGAAGAACAAGGCAGGAGAAAUUUCCAAAUUACAGGCUGCCCUUCGAGAGAUGGAGCAUCGAGUGGAAGAAGCUACAGCAAUGCAGGAAAGAGAGUCAGCCAAAAGGGCUGUUGAAGAUGCUCUAGUUCAAGAAAGAGAAAAAAUCACUAUGUUGACUAAUGAAAUCGAGGAGCUGCAGGUACUAUUAUCAAGAGAACGAGAAGAAAACAUUGGGACAAAGAGGGAACUUGUUAUCACCCAGGAAAGAAGUGAAGGCCUGAAUAGGAAAAUCGAGGUUGCAGAUGAAAACAUCAAGCAGCUUAGAGAUACUGUGAAAAGAUUUGAGGAGAAUGUGGCAGAACUGGAGUCUGCAUUGAUGACAGAGAAGCAACACAACGAAGCAACCAGAACAGAAAUUGGUGAAGCACAACAUAGAAUUGAAGAACUAAUUCAACAACUUGCAGAUGCUAAUGGAAAAUCUGCAGUGAUUCAGGCCACGGUGCAAAGGCUGGAAGAAAGCAUAAUUGAUAGAGAGGCCAGUUUUCUUUUAGAAAGGCAAGAAAGUGAGGCAACCAAGAAAUUACUAAGUGAAGCUCAUGGGGAAAAGGAGGAAUUAGUUCAUAAAAUUGAAGUUGCUGAAAAGGAGAUUGCUAAAUUUCAAAACAAUAUCCAAAGACUUGAAGAAACCGCAACAACAUUUGAGACUUCAUUGCUAGCUGAGAAACAGCACGGUGCUGCAAUCAUUUCACAGUUAGCUGAAACACAGAAGGAAAUUGAUGAACUGCAAAAGAAGUUUACAGAGGCCAGUAAGACAAAUGAGAUGCUUCAAGAUUCUUUAAAGAGGUUUGAAGAAAAUGCCACCACAAGGGAUGCAUUGUAUGUAGCAGAAAGGCAAGAGCAUGAUCAAACCAAACAAGCACUUUCUAAAUCUCAGGAGAGAAAUUUGGAGUUGCUUAGGAAAGUUGACGAAUCUGAGAAAAGUAUAAAUAAGCUGCUGGAGAAUGUUCAGAGACUCGAGAAACAUGCAACAUCAAGGGAGUCUUUGCUGCUAAAGACAAAGCAAAAUCAGGAUUCCACAACAAAAGCGCUAGUUGAAGCUGAAAAGAGAAAUCGAGAGUUAAUGAAAAGCUGUGAAGAUUCUGAUAAGAAAAUCACUCAUCUUGAGGAUUCAGUGAACAGACUAGAGGAAUGUACUGCAGAGAAAGACUCUUUAUUGGCAAUAGAAAGGCAAGAAAACAAUGUUACCAAGGAAGAACUAGCCAAUGCCCAGGAAAAAAUAAAGGAGCUAGAAAAGCAACUCGAAGAUAUCAUCAAGAGGCUUGAACAAGAUACUACUGCCAGAGACGCUUUACUGAUAUCAGAAAAACAAACACAUGAGGCGACCAAGAAAACUCUUGCUGAAAUUCUGGGGAGAAAUGAAGAGUUAAUCAAGAAAAUUCAGGAUUCUGAUAAACAUAAUCUUCAGCUUCAGCUAACUGUUGAGAGGCUUCAAGAAAAUGCAUCUGCAAAGGAGGCUUUACUGUUGAGAGAACAAGAGCAAAACACCACCACUAUGAAGGCACAAGCAGAAAGUCAAGAAAGAAAUUCGCAGUUACUAAAGAAAUUUGAGGAUGUUGACAAGAAAAUUGACCUUCUUCAAGACACCAUACAAAGGCUUGGGGAUCAUACAACAAAAGACACGUUGCUGCUAUCUGAGAGACGAGAGAAGGAUGAUUUGAAGAAAGCACUCGCUGAGACUGAAUACAAAAAUGAAGAGCUAGUGACAAAAAUUAGCAAAACCAACAAAGAAAUUGAGUAUCUUCAAAACGCUAUAAAUAUGCUUGAAGAAAACAUAGUGGCGAAAGAUGCUUCUUUGGUAGCUGAAAAACAAGAAAAUGACGCAAUUAGGAAAUCUCUUGUUGAAGCUCAGGAGAGAAAUGACGAGUUAUUUAAGAAAAUUAGAGACAAUGAAUACAAGGCCCACCAGCUACAAGAUACUGUGCAGAAGCUUCAAGUAGAUGCCAUAUCAAGACUGUCUUCCUUUGUAUUGGAGAAACAAGAAAGUGAUGCUGUGAAGAAAGCACUUACUGAAGCUCGCGGGAGAAACGAAGAUCUGAUAAGGAGAAAUGAAGAUCUCCUUGAUAGAAAUAAUGACUUGAUCAAGAAAAUUGAAGAUUCUGGUAAAAUCGUUGCUCAGCUUCAGGAGACCAUACAGAGGCUAGAAGGAAAAGCAGCUAGCUUAGAGGCAGAAAAUCAAACUCUUCGUCCACAAGCCGUUGCUACUACUCCAUCUACCGCGAGAUCGCAAGCGGCAUACUCCAAAAUCAGUAUGAUCCAUAGAAGCCCAGAAAAUGGUCAUAUUUUAAAUGGCACCGUACCAUAUGCUGAAAUGAAGUCCUCAAUUGGUCUAGCGGAAACAAGACCCUCUAUGGGUAGUGCCCCUGAUUUGCUUAACCAAAAGGACUAUGAUAGCGGGGAGAAAAUGCAAAGGGUACUAAGUGAAGCAUAUCAGUAUCAGCAGCCCCAGGAUGAUCAGAAGUUAUUACUGAAGUACAUUACCCAACAUCUUGGAUUCUCUGGGAGCAAACCUGUUGCUGCUCUUCUUAUAUACCAAUAUCUGCUUCAAUCGAGAUCUUUUGAAGUUUCAAAGACGGGUGUCUUUGACAGUAUCCUACAAGCUAUAAACUCAGCAACAGAGGCUCAACAUGAUACGAGAAGCUUGGCCUAUUGGUUAUCCAACUUGUCAACACUAUCAGUUCUCUUACAACGCUCUUAUAGAACCACCAGGACAGCAACCUCAACUCCAUAUAGACGGAAAUUUUCCUAUGAUAGGAUGUUUCAAGCUGGUCAAACAUCAAAUAGCGGGCUUGCUUAUUUUAGUGGUCAAUCAUUGGACGAACCUAUUGGACUACACCAAAUUGAACCAAAAUAUCCGGCCUUGCUCUUCAAGCAGCAGCUUGUGGAUCUGAUUGAAAAGGUGUAUGGAUUGAUAAGCGACAAAUUGAAGAAGGAGCUAAAUCCAUUACUUGAGUUGUGCAUUCAGGAUCCAAGAACUAAUCACGCUACUCAAGCAAAGGCCUCACUGUCACCAGCUAGUGGCUUGGGCCAACACAACCAACUCACACAUUGGCUGGGCAUCGUGAAAAUCCUCAACAACUACUUGUAUCUGCUAAUAGCCGAUCAUGUCCCAACGAUUCUGGUCCACAAGUUGCUGACCCAAAUAUUUUCUAUGGUGAACGUUCAACUAUUUAACAGACUCCUUUUGCGUCGUGAGUGUUGUUCGUUUAGCAACGGGGAGCAUAUUAGAGCCGGAUUAACUCAACUAAAACAUUGGUGCAAUGAUGUUGCUCAAGAGCUUGCAGAUUCAGCAUGGGAAGCACUGAGGCAUAUAAGACAAGCUGCCGAUUUCCUGGUAAUCUCCCUAAAACCAAGAAGGACGUGGCGAGAGAUACGCGGUGAUGUUUGCCCGGCUCUGAGCUUACAGCAGCUAGAGCGGAUAGUUGGUAUGUACUGGGACGAUAUGAAUGGCACAAACAUUAUUUCAGCAGAGUUCACGUCAAGCAUGAGAUUAACGUUGCAUGAGGAAUCAAAUAGCCUUAGCAGCUUCUCGGUCCUGCUGGAUGAUGAUUCCAGUAUACCCUUCUCACUUGAAGAUAUCGCAAAGUCGAUGCCAAACAUUGAGGACACGGUGGAGAGUGACCUGCUGCCUUUUAUCCAUGAAAACCAAAGCCUUGCAUUUGUAUUGCAGAGGAGAGGAGGGAAUGAAUAGCUCUCUCUCUACGCAGAGCCUUCACUAAACCAGGAGUGCCUCGUUGUAGGAUGUAUAUAUUCUCGUUGUACAGCAGAUAGCAAGCCAUUUUCAAUAAAAGCUUCAUAUUUGGAAAGAGCA
This is a messenger RNA of Brachypodium distachyon (stiff brome), 6734 nucleotides long. RefSeq names its product myosin-11. NCBI's taxonomy places the organism in Eukaryota, Viridiplantae, Streptophyta, Magnoliopsida, Poales, Poaceae. The record is from RefSeq and is a predicted model, not a curated record. Gene Ontology annotation, cellular component: myosin complex; vesicle; actin cytoskeleton. The transcript has 49 exons. Gene Ontology annotation, molecular function: ATP binding; microfilament motor activity; actin filament binding. Bases 78 to 6614 code for a protein of 2178 amino acids. Gene Ontology annotation, biological process: vesicle transport along actin filament; actin filament organization.